Amoebophrya sp. A25 is the source of this 2544-nucleotide messenger RNA. The record is from the annotation of a GenBank genome assembly. NCBI's taxonomy places the organism in Eukaryota, Dinophyceae, Syndiniales, Amoebophryaceae.
AAGACAAUACAAAGCCAAUUUCUUUUUCCACCUCUUUCUUCUUGAAUAUUCGCCUAUAGACAUCAAAAAAAUAUGUCGGCUGCUUUCGUCGCAAAAAAAAACGCGCAGCAUGGCACCACAAGAGGGAACUACGAACCAGAGGAUUCCAAACCCUGGUCACUGAUCCACGAGGAGCGGACGAUAGUGUGGUUGCGAGGAUCUAAGAUCCAGCAGAUGGGCCAGCACAAAACGUGCGUCCGUCUCUCACCAUUUGACCUCAUGUCACAAGGUCGUGCCGUUCCGCUUUGCUAUUUCUUUUUAUGAAUGGCCGAUGACCGAUUAAGAAGUAGAUGAAGAUUUGCACUCUUGUUUGAAGAAAAAAGUGCAGGUGUACGCUUCUCUCACUCUUGAUGUGAAGAGUGUAAAUCUUUUUGAAAUCGAAAAUUUUGAAUGGUCAUUUGGAUACUGCGAGGCUGCAUGUGGCAAUACGCAACGUUUUGGAAGCCCACAAUGCAUAUCACAUUCUCUGCGGACGUUACGAUACCACCAAAUGGGGUAAAGUUCGACUAACCAAUGAGGGAGUGCCGGUUCACGUGGCUUAUCUUCGGAAGACGGAAAAUAAUGAUGAGUCUGUUGGCGAAUCAGUCGGUGGUAAACCGACUUAUCAACAUCCUGCGGUAGGGCACAUAUUAAGCGGCGACGGAGAUGCAGGUAAGUAGUCUAAAUUAUCAUGCUUCUCGUUCUCACAUCGGCUAGUACUGUUCAAGCAGUCAUCGAUUGAGAUUGCUCCGAGUAGAGGGUGCUGAGGACGGCCUUCUGAUCAUUGGCAACAUAAUACAUUGCAGGUACAGAAGCGAAGUUUUUCGACACUUGGACACACGAAAGCUUCGUGCCCGAUAAGAACGGCAUCGAUCCUGAUCCUGGUUCACCGACCACUCCUUUGCUAGCUGUGAAGUUGACGCUGUUAUUUGACAAAAAAGUAGGGACGACUGAAAAAGCUGGCAACCAGACAGCUGCCCUGCCGGAUACCAAAGGGCUUUCUUGUUGCGGCUCUGUUCUGGGUUUGCUAGUACAGCAUAGCAUUCUCGAUGCAGAUGCGAUGUUCACAUUGGUGCGCCGUUGGGCUGCGGAGUAUACUAGACUUGGACGAGUGGGAGAAAAAGGGGAAGAUGUAGAGGACUCUACAGCGAUCGAAGGAUCAGGAGAGGCAAACGACCUGGCAGAGCAGGACCACGGUCACGAUGAUGAAGACUACUCUCGCUGGCUACCCGCCUGGUCAUCAAAAGACCUAGAUGGAGCAAGUACAUCAAAAACAACGUCCGAUAGCAGCUGCCAUCUUCCAAAACAUCCGUUUAAAGUCCGUGCGAUUCCACCAGGUGUGCCACCGAUACCAGAGUUUGCCCCAGUACUGCAGAAGAUCCACGGAACUACAGUUUGUGUGGUGCCUUGCAGCGCAGCCUUCCUUCGGAAUCUGAAGCAACGAUUGUGCGCGCAGUUGGAGACCACACAACUACAAGCUGUUGCAGCAUCGUCAUGCGUAAUAUCCGAGAUGAAACCGCCGCACUUCAUUUCCACUGACGACGCACUGACCGCGUUGAUAUGGCGGUCUAUGGUUAGGAUGCGUUGGAGGCAACUCACUUCCGAAGAUGGUGCUCAUCCUUUCUCAGCAGACGAGGCAGACUUCGGGAACACUACGUGUUCCAGAGCAAGCAAUUUUCGAAAUCGGACCACCUUCGGUCCAAAUUACGUCGGGAACGGUGUAUGUUCCGUCUUCACAGAACGUCCUAUUGCGGAAUUUUUGGAAAACUCGCAGAGUACAGGAGAGAACUCUACUUCGUCUAGUUUCCUCUGUUCUCUCGCUCUUUCUCUCCGACAGGACCUAGAACUGCAACACAGUGCGGAUGAGGUGGAUCGAAGGGGGAAAUGGCUUUAUCGAGAACAAAUGAACGACUCUGCGACUAAGCUGGUUUGGGACGAUCGAGGGAUGACGUUCAUAAUAUCGUCAUGGAAUUUCGAUUGGGAAGGCGCUAGAUUUUAUGGCGUUCUUAAACUCUAAAUCUAAUCAGAAGGACACUUUCUAGUACUUAUAACUAUUUCAAUGAUCUUCAGGAUCCGGAGUGGUGAAAAAGCUUUCUCAGAAAGUCUGAAUCCAUCAUCUUCUCUCCAACUCUAAUACUCUGGAGACGCCUUUUCCGGUGACGCUGGGACGCCUAUUCUUUUCGAUCACGGUGCCAACGUUCCAGUCGUGAGUGUUUUCGUCCCUCGCCCGAAAGGAGAUGGCUUUAAUGUCUACUGUACUGGCCCACGACCAGCUAUGGAACAAUUUGCUUUGGAAAUGAGGCCUGAUGUUAUCUUGGGGCAGUAGGAAGGUUGAGGUUUCUUUCUGCUGAUCUUGAAUGCCAAUACUCUUCAGUACGACGCAAACAGUUGUUCUUCACUGGGUGGUCUCCUACUCUUUGUUCUGUGGGAUCUUUAUCACGCAAGAUGAAAACCCAUACAACUAGCUCUAGUCAUGAAGCCGUGACCGUGUUCUUCCUCAAUUCGAAUCUUGUGUGGUCCUUGGAC